This is a messenger RNA of Diaporthe batatas, 1106 nucleotides long. RefSeq lists its product as uncharacterized. Gene Ontology annotation, biological process: monoatomic ion transport. The transcript has a single exon. NCBI's taxonomy places the organism in Eukaryota, Fungi, Ascomycota, Sordariomycetes, Diaporthales, Diaporthaceae. Gene Ontology annotation, cellular component: endoplasmic reticulum; plasma membrane. Gene Ontology annotation, molecular function: monoatomic ion channel activity. Bases 123 to 998 code for a protein of 291 amino acids. The record is from RefSeq and is a predicted model, not a curated record.
UGAUACCCCAAACUUAGAAAGAUAUCUGUGAUAUCGAGUGUCGUUACAUUAUUCCCCCAGAUCGCUCCAAUCCUCGCAAGCCUUAGUAACAUCAACCUGUCGAGUCACUGGUCUACAUCAUCAUGGCUGGUAAUCAGGCGCUCAACGUGAACAGCGUCGUGGCUACACACGGCGACCUCGCCAUCUCCGUGCGAGGCUCAGAUUGGUACUUCACCGUCUGUGCCAUCAUGGGUGCCUCCACCCUCGCCUUCAUGGGCCUCGCCUUCACCAAGCCGCAGACUCACCGCCUGUUCCACUACAUCACUGCCGGGAUCACUGCUGUCGCCUGCAUUGCCUACUGGUCCAUGGCCUCUGACCUUGGCCAAGCCCCCAUCCAGGCCGAGUUCGUCAGGCCGGGCCGGGCCGCCGUCGCUGCCGCCGGAACCCGAGAGAUGUUCUAUGUCCGGUACAUUGACUGGUUCGUCACCACACCGCUGCUGCUCACGGAUCUUCUCCUGACGGCCGGACUCCCCUGGCCCACCAUCCUGAUCACCGUUCUCGCGGACGAGAUCAUGAUCGUCUGUGGAUUGGUUGGCGCCCUGACCCAGACCACCUACAAGUGGGGAUACUUCGCCUUCGGCACAGCCGCCCUCUUCUUCGUUGCCUACGAGCUUGCCAUUGACGGCCGUCGCCACGCCAACGCCCUGGGAGGCUCCGUCAAGAGCACCUUCAUGCAGUGUGGCGUCCUGACCCUCUUCCUGUGGUUCCUCUACCCGAUCGCCUGGGGCCUGUCCGAGGGCGGCAAUGUCAUCCACCCUGACUCCGAGGCCAUCUUCUACGGCAUCCUGGACAUCUUUGCCAAGCCCGUCUUUGGCUUCCUGCUCAUAUUUGGCCACAACAAGAUUGACCCCGCUCAACUUGGACUUGCUAUGCAUGAGCCCGGGCAGCACAGGAGCGAGAAGGGCAUUGUGCACCCUGAGGGUCCCGCCACUGGCAACAACGGCACCACUGCCGCCUAAAAGGCUCCAAAGCUCUGGUUUUCGAACCAAACUAUUUGGAGACGGUGAGGGAAUCGGGGAACGUGCAGGGGCAGAUAGUGAGGGGGGCGCUGUUUACAGCAGCGGCGC